AUGGAGACCGCUACACCUCUCCCUCACAGCUGGCUCGGCGCGUGGACUUCCUUGCCAGCACCUGCCAUGUGUGGCACAUCGCGCGCAAUGACGCAGGGCCCUUCAGCCAGCAGCUGGACGCGCAGAGGACCAGCUCUCCUUGAUGAACAUCGUUUUUGGCUACCACUCGGCGUAGGUGUUGGCUUAGCCGCUGCAAAGACGCGGUAUGCACCGCAGCCGAGAGUGGAACGUGAGUUGAUGGGACUCUCCAUGCUGAACAAGGAUCCAGACCUUGUGGGUGAAGACUUUGAACGGCGGAAAGCUGCAGCGAAGGCAUUGGCUGGAGAGGCGGACGAGUCGUGGGCCUUUUGGGAAGAGCAGAAGACCCCGACUCCUGGGCUGGGCAACAAGCCUCGGGACAAGGUUGCGGCAGAGCUGCCAUCUCCCUUGCCCAGCUUGGAACCACCGACGCCCUUGGAAGGCGAUGACACCUUGGACCAGGAGACCAGCUUCAAGAAGGCGUACGGAAGUGAUGCAACCAUCAUGGGCACCGAUGGUGAGCCAUUGGAGGUUCCGCGGCACUCGACCUUUCAAGAGGCGGUGGAGGAGUUCGGAUAUCCAGCCUUCUUGAAGGCGGCGCUGGCGAGACGGGGCUUCUACUACCUCACUCCGGUGCAGCAAUGCUCCUUGCCGCUCUUCCGAGGUGGACACGACUUCAUGGCCUCUGCCUUCACGGGCUCUGGGAAGACGUCAGCAUAUUUGCUGCCGAUCCUGAAGAGCCUGCACGAGGCAGCGCGGCUGGUACCAGGAAGUCAAGUGGCCAGCCACUACAAGACAAAGGAUGCGUUGCGAAGCGCAAAGCCGAGCAUUGCCACCGUGCGUGGUAUGAAGAAGGGCCAAGCGGCACUAGAGUUUGAAGAAGCUAGUGGCAAGGCACAUCGGCAGUUGGUGCCCGUGGAUUGGGUCGUCGGCGCGCCCGAACCACCGCCCCGCAGGCGAUGGCAGGGCCCUGCAUUGCCACAAGCUGUGGUCUUGGUGCCCACACGUGAGUUAUGUGAGCAGGUGAAUUUGGAGACCAAGGAGUUCCUCUUCUACUCAUCACUUCGGAGCGUGGCCCUCUUUGGCGACGCGCAGCUGCGGUCGCAGUUUCGUUAUUCCAUGUGCUUCGGAGGCUGCCUUUGGCAGAUGUGCUUUGCACUGAAUUGA
Messenger RNA from Durusdinium trenchii, 1185 nucleotides. The record is from the annotation of a GenBank genome assembly. NCBI's taxonomy places the organism in Eukaryota, Dinophyceae, Suessiales, Symbiodiniaceae.